This is a messenger RNA of Beta vulgaris subsp. vulgaris (sugar beet), 1854 nucleotides long. RefSeq lists its product as hypothetical. The coding region runs from base 176 to 1600 and encodes 474 amino acids. The record is from RefSeq and is a predicted model, not a curated record. The transcript has 12 exons. NCBI's taxonomy places the organism in Eukaryota, Viridiplantae, Streptophyta, Magnoliopsida, Caryophyllales, Amaranthaceae.
AAAAAAAAAAGAAAAAGGGCAUUAUGGGUUUUGAAUCCCAAGCAAUAGCCAGUAAUAUGCAUUAGAAACUCUCCAAAAUUAUCAUCCGUUCGUUGUCUUGAAUUUUCCAACUGUAUUCUUCUGUUGUCACUACUGGAAACUUCACUUGGUGGAGAGAGAAAAUCUGCGCACAACAAUGGCAGUAGUAUUCAGCUACUGCCCACCCUCAAAAUUUCUGGGUCGAACCCCUUCUUUCCUCGAAAAAGUACCAUAUCAGCGCAUGUCACAGAACUAUAGACGCAGUUCAAGAAUUAAUGCAUUGUUUUGGGGAUCCAAGAACGCAGUGGAGCCAUCUGAUAUGAAUAUAUCACUGGGUGAAUUCUCUUUGAUAGGGUCAGGCUCAGAGAGAGCUGAUGUCGAUUCAUUAUUACCCAAGAAAGUUUCACUUUCAGUUGUUUCAUCUAUCUCUGAAGUUCCAUCAGAAGAAUGGGAUGCCUGUGCUGUGGAUAUGAAUGGACCUGAAAAGUUAAAUCCAUUUCUUUCUCACAGUUUUCUUUCAAGCUUAGAGGAGUCUGGUAGUUCUGUGAAGGAAACAGGAUGGGCACCAAGGCACAUAAUUGCAAAGGAUGAAGUUGACAAUGUCAUUGGUGUGGUUCCACUAUAUCUUAAAAGUCAUUCCUAUGGUGAAUAUGUUUUUGAUCAUUCAUGGGCCAAUGCCUACUAUAGUUAUGGUUCGAAGUACUAUCCCAAGCUACAAAGUUGUAUCCCAUUUACUCCAGUUACGGGUGCAAGAAUCUUACUACGUAAAGCUCCCUGGAACGAUGAGGUUUUCAAUAUAAUAGUGUCUGCACUGAAGGAUCUGACAAUUAAGCUCCAGGUCUCAUCAAUGCAUGUUACAUUUCCAACUCAAAGUCAGUGGCUGGGAAUGAAAGAGAAGGGCUUCCUUCAAAGAAUAGGCAUGCAAUACCACUGGAAAAAUCGGAAUUACAAGAAUUUUGACGAGUUCAUGAUGGACUUGAAGCAAGGUAAAAGGAAAAAUAUUCGUCAGGAACGCAAAAAGAUAUCUGCACAAAACUUGACUAUGAAGCGUCUUCGAGGAUAUGAGAUAAAGGCAAAGCACUGGGAUACCUUCUAUCAAUUCUACAGGAAUACUACUGACAACAAGUGGGGUACUCCUUACUUGACAAGGGAUUUUUUUCACCUCAUGGCAUCAAAGAUGGGAGAUCAAGUGCUGCUAGUCAUUGCUGAAGAACAGGAUGAACUUGUUGCAGGGGCCCUGAAUCUAAUAGGCGGUGAUACCCUAUAUGGACGCCUAUGGGGAUGCCUUCCAGAAUCCUAUUAUCCGAGUUUGCAUUUUGAAGCAUGCUACUACCAGGCAAUAGAAGCUGCUAUUGAGUUCAAGUUGGACAAAGUGGAAGCAGGAGCUCAGGGUGAGCACAAAAUCCAGAGGGGUUACCUACCUGUGACAACAUAUAGCUGCCAUUACAUUGUUGAUGAAGAUUUCCGAAAAGCUAUAGAAGAUUUUCUGCAACGAGAAACAGACCAGAUGAAGCUUGUAAUGAAAGUUUUACGGGAAUCUGGCCCCUUUAAGGAUGAUGUACUAUGCGACAUUGAAGAAUGACUAUGCGCUUCUUACAGUUUGUUGAGGCAGAUAUUCAGCUGAGUUCAGCAAACUGCGAUGCAGAAAAGCGAAAACUGUACAAACGAAGAAUACUUGCCUUAUUGAACUAAUCCUUUAGAAACAUGUAUAAAUUAGUUGUAUACUGCCUCCAUUGAAGAUGUAUAGAUGUACAUGUCUCAAAAAUUUGUUGAUUGUUAAUUAUGUAACAUAAAAAUGACAAAUAAAUUCCCGUGUUGAUUCACAAGGUUGAACCA